AUGGGUAUUUUUCAUCUCUCUAGUACUUUUAUAUUUUGUGAUUAUCAAUGUACCAUUCAAAUAGCUUACAAUGAUGUUUUUCAUGAAUGUAAAAAACCCCUGCCGGUCGUGGAAUAUGCCUAUUUCAUCAGAAGAUUUAAAGUGCAUGAGGAACAGGAUGACGAUAAUGUGACCUGCGUUAUAUGCUUGAAUGCUCAAUUCCAACCAGCAGCAGCCCAAUCGAAAGAUAUAGAAUUGGUUAAAAAAAUAAAAAAACAAAAGGAACACUUAACAGGAAUUUGCUCCAUCUACAACACGAUUCUAUCAUCAGAGGUUCGGCUACGAAAACACUGGCAAAAAAAUGAAUAUUUUCUUGCUUUACGUAGCAAACAACAGUUCUUUUUGAAAGAGGCAUUCACUCAUCUGGGUCUGUUCAAGCCACUGCCCGAAGAGGAUCAUUACUCUGCUAAUCAUUCCAGCGGUUAUGUUCUAUUGAUGGACAGUCGAUCUCGUUCCCUAGUUCCAGUCCCUGUCCAAGUUCUGACAGAAAUGAUCAAAAAGAACCUACCAGUUCUUGAAUAUGGCGUCUUCAUUGAAAGAUUCGGAGAUGAUGAGCAAGUUGUGAAUACGGUAUGCACUGUAUGCUUGGAUUCCAUGGAGAAAAGUGAUGAGAUAAGAGAGCUCUGCAUGUGUUCUCACGUGUUUCACAAAGAGUGCCUUGAUACAUGGGUUAACGAGGGUCAGGUUACUUGUCCUUUGUGUAGAUCCACCUUGUAUCCAGAGCGGAUAGAUUGGACGGGCAGGGCAACAGGUUCAUGGAUCACGAAUCAUGAUGCAGACUUUAAUUGAUUUGUGUCAACUUUUAUUAUGUAAUAGAAAUCAACUUUAAUAUAGUACAUAAUCUUAUAUCAAAACCACAAGCUUUUCCAUGGGUUAAUGUUUGCAAGUAUUUUUCUCACCUCUUCUCCUUAUUCUUAUUUUCUAGUCAUUUUUUCGGAAGUUUGAUCAAUAUUUGCUUAAUGAGUUAGCCAAUCAACAUAGCGUAAUAUAUCCGUUACAGUGUCAGGCAUUUUCAAUUGUUAUUGACUUCGUUUAAUUUCCUCAAUUUGGUGAUAUUAAUGAACUGAACUCCUUGCAUAAAGUUUUUCAGCAUGGAGACACUAAACUGCUAAAGGAUUAGUUAAACCCCAGCAACUGUUGUCAUUGCCUUCCUCUCCAAUGUCAAAUUGAUACAAAUAGGAAACAGAUGAUGCAUACAAGGAAAUCGUGGGCUGCGAUGGUUUGUUUUCAGAGAAUUUUUGCCCAAGCA
Durio zibethinus is the source of this 1288-nucleotide messenger RNA. NCBI's taxonomy places the organism in Eukaryota, Viridiplantae, Streptophyta, Magnoliopsida, Malvales, Malvaceae. The record is from RefSeq and is a predicted model, not a curated record.